AUGGAAAAUUUAGAAUCUCUAUGCCAAAAAAUACAAGAAUUUUUUGAAUUGGUUGAAAAUCAUGAAAAUCAAAUUCAGGAUUGGAUAAUAGCAUCAAAGAAGCCGUGCAGUUCUAUAGUUAAUCAAAGUUUGUUUUAUAGAGCAAUUUUACAAGAAUCUACAUUUGAUAAUUCCAGUAUAAUUGGAUUUGAAAAUUUUGAAGGUUUCAAAAAUGGUUUAGCAUAUGAAAUUUUCAAAUCAUUGCAAGAGAAUUUGACAAUUUUAGAAAAUAUCAGAGCCAAAAACUUAAUAGAUCUUUCUUUACUUAAUCCAUGCUGCCCUUCGCUUGAACAUAUAGUAAUUUGGUGUGAAGAUAUUUGGAGAUACUACCAUUCAUUUUAUUUACAAGUGACACUAGCUUUAACUAACUUGGAGUAUGAAAAUGAAGAUACAAAGAUUUAA
Pediculus humanus corporis (human body louse) is the source of this 441-nucleotide messenger RNA. RefSeq lists its product as uncharacterized. Lineage: Eukaryota; Metazoa; Arthropoda; Insecta; Psocodea; Pediculidae. The coding region runs from base 1 to 441 and encodes 146 amino acids. The record is from RefSeq and is a predicted model, not a curated record. The transcript is spliced from 3 exons.